Messenger RNA from Penicillium soppii, 7890 nucleotides. Its product is annotated as nonribosomal peptide synthase. Gene Ontology annotation, molecular function: catalytic activity; phosphopantetheine binding. Gene Ontology annotation, biological process: amino acid activation for nonribosomal peptide biosynthetic process; secondary metabolite biosynthetic process. The coding region runs from base 1 to 7890 and encodes 2629 amino acids. NCBI's taxonomy places the organism in Eukaryota, Fungi, Ascomycota, Eurotiomycetes, Eurotiales, Aspergillaceae. The record is from RefSeq and is a predicted model, not a curated record. Gene Ontology annotation, cellular component: cytoplasm. The transcript has a single exon.
AUGACAACUGCGUCUGCACAGCCCAUUUCCAUGCGUCCAUUCGAACUGCUCCAUGAGGAUGUCUCGGAGGCUGUGAAAAUGGAAGCUAGCGAUACAUGUCAGCUGCACAUUGAACAGAUUGAGGAUAUCUACCCGUGCACCCCGCUUCAGGAAGGAUUGAUUGCAAUGAGCAUGAAGACCCCGGGGUUCUAUAUCGCGCAGGCUGUGUACGAGCUCCACCCCUCAACCGAUGUCGCUCGGCUCCAACAGGCGUGGGAGCAAACCUGUCAAGCGAAUGCAAUUUUGCGAACUCGAAUAAUUGAUAUCCAGUCCAGAGGGCUUUUCCAGGUCGUGCUAACCUGCGGGGAUACGUCGUGGGAGACGAACCAAGGAUUCACCAGGUAUAAGCCCAUGAGUCCAGUGCUUGGUUCACCGUUAUCGCAAGUGCAAAUUGUCCAAGAGGGUUCCUCCACCUUAUUCGUGCUCACCAUUCAUCAUGCCAUCUGUGAUCGAUGGUCGAUCCAUCUUCUGAUUGAGCAGCUCGGGAGGGCGUUUACGGGCGAAAAGCUGCCCAAACAAGGGUUCAGCCAGUUUAUACAGCAUAUAGGUCGAGUUCAGGACUUAGAGACCUUCUGGAGGUCUGAAGUGGCGGAUAUACGAAGCACUCAGUUGUUCCCUGAUCUCCCUUCUCCCGGGUAUGCGGUGGUUCCCGACCAGCAACUAAGCUUUUCUAUUCAAACCCCCUCGGCUGCCGACGAGGAGCUUAGUCUUUCGACUCAUAUCCGCCUCGCCUGGGCCCUAGCCUUGAUGAGUUGCACCAACUGCACAACCUCGGUGUACGGAAUUACACUGUCAGGACGCAAUGCGCCUGUUCCAGGCAUAGAACAGAUGGCAGCCCCGACCAUUGCCACUGUUCCCCUGGUUACUCGCCUGGAUAGGGUGCAGACUGUCCGUGAUGCGUUGAAAAUGGUUCACAAACAGUCGAUCCGUAUGAUACCAUAUGAGCAGGCAGGGCUGCAAAACAUUCGGCGGCUCUCAUCAGAUGGAGAACACGCAUGUCGCUUCCAGACGCACUUGGUCGUGCAACCCGCCCUUGCGGAUGAGCCUACCGGACGGUUCCAGGCACGACAACAAGGAUCCACGAUCAUGGGGGGGUUUGCCACCUAUGCUCUGGAGCUGGAGUGCUUUCUCUCCCGGGAUAAUAGUGGGUUUGAGAUGAUCGCGACCUUUGAUCCAUCCGUUAUCAGCUCUAAUAUGGUGACCCUGCUCUGUCAGAGCUUUCAGCAUAACCUACAACAAACCCGUCUUCAUCCAGAACUUACCCUAGAUCUGCUUUUCAAGACACUCUGUCCGCAACAUCUCCAGCAGUUGCAAAACUGGAACAACAGUUCGUAUCCUGCACUUUCAUCGACAACAGUGCAUGGGGCCAUCGAUAAGCGUUGCUCGGAACAACCACACAGGCCGGCUGUGUCUUCAUGGGACGGCGAGCUGACAUAUAAACAACUGAAUUCCCUGGCGACGAUUUGGGCCGCCCGCCUAUCCCGAUGUGGCGUGAAACGUGGGAUGAAGAUCCCUCUCUGCUUCCACAAGUCAAAGUGGGCUCCAGUUGCAAUGCUUGCUGUACUCAAGACCGGUGGUUCCAUUUGCUAUAUAGACCCGUCCCUCCCACUCUUGCGUAUUAGAUCAAUGUGUGAGGACAUCGGGGCUUCCGUCAUAGUCUCCUCCCGGAGCAACGAGGGCCUCAGCGAGAGCCUAUCAGACCAGGUUGUCGUUAUCCCUCAAGAUGACACCCAGGAAGAUUAUAAAGACUUGGACCUCUCCCACUGGCGUUGCCCUGAUGUUUUCAGCAACGACCCUCUCUACACAGCGUUCACUUCUGGGUCGACCGGAAGACCCAAGGGUGUUACGAUUGAACAUGGAAUGUACUUGGCUAGUGCAUUGGCCCACGCGGAAUUGAUUGGUAUAAGACCCAACAGCCGAGCACUCCAUUUCUGUUCAUACUCCUUCGACGUCAGUUAUCUCGAACAAUUUUCCGUCCUGAUUGCAGGCGCGUGCAUAUGCAUCCCGACGGAAGAAGAACGUCAAAGCAAUCUUGCCCACGCCAUGGCUCGACUGAAUGUGGAUUGGGCAAUGUUGACCCCGUCCGUUGCUCGAGUUCUCUCGCCUAGAGAAACAGUAGGUUUGAAAACCUUGGUCCUUAUAGGUGAGCCUGUGUCUGCAUCAGACGUGGAGACAUGGAGUGACAGUGUGCGGCUCAUAAAUACAUAUGGGCCAGCCGAGUGCUCUGUGGUCUCUAGCAUCCGAGCACCCGUCCGGCGGGAUAUACACCCGUCUAACAUCGGGUAUCCGUGCUGUUCCCAUUGGGUGGUUGACCCGAGGAAUGCAGACCGGCUGAUGCCAAUAGGUGCAAUUGGCGAGCUACUCAUCGAGGGCCCUAUCGUGGGUACAGGGUAUAUUAACGCCCCCGAGAAGUCUGCAGAUGCAUUCAUCGAGCCUCCAAGCUGGCUUCAGAGUCUUCGGCUGGAUGUUCCAACGCGAGUUUACAAGACUGGCGAUCUCGUGCGAUAUGAUCCCUCUGGAGAUGGAUCGCUCUGCUUCAUUGGACGAAAGGACAACCAGGUCAAGCUACAUGGACAACGGUUGGAGCUCGGCGAUGUGGAGGGGCAUUUGCGUGACUGCUUUCCAAAUGCUAGGGAUAUUGUGGCAGAGUUAAUCAAGCCCAAUCACUCUUCCUCGACUGGACCCUACCUGGCAGCAUUCGUCCACCACAGAGAUGCGCAUGAAGGAGAAGGGAAGCUGCUGGCACCUCCAAACGCAUCGUUUCAUCGGGAUGUCGAAUCUGCCAUGGUCACUUUGCGUCAACGACUACCCAGCUUCAUGAUCCCGCAUAUCUUCCUUCCCGUGAAGCAAAUACCGCGCACCACGAAUGGGAAGGUUAGCCGUCGAGAGCUGCAAAUGGCGCUUGCAUCAUUACCGUCUACCACGCUGGAGCCCUAUAGGUCUGACAGGAAGCCUAAGUCAGCCCCGUCGACUUCCAGGGAGGAAGCUCUCCGCCGCAUCUGGGCUGUCCAUGUCAGCAUGCAGCCAGAGCAAAUUGGAGUGGAUGACAAUGUCUUUCACCUAGGCGCAGAUUCUAUAACUGCAAUGCAUGUCGUUACUGCCGCAAGACAAGAAAAGCUCCAACUUACCGUGGCUGAUAUAUUUCGUUAUCCAAAUAUUCGUGAAAUGUCGCUUCGGCUGCAGGCCUUUUGCGACGACACAUCUUCAGUACCGCCUCCCCUCAGCUUAUUGUUAGAAAACGAUGAACCAGUGGAUAAUAUACUUGCGAGCUGCGCACAGGAAUGCCAGAUACACCAGGACGACAUUGAGGAUGUUUAUUCCUGCACCCCUCUACAGGACGCCCUGUUCGUGGGAGCAGCUGUAGGCCAAAGGCGGAAAAAUCGACCGACGUACGUGGCGCAAUGGGAGUAUUCCCUCCAUCAAAACAUCAACAGAGACCAACUCCAGGAAGCCUGGGAAUAUAUCUAUCGCGCAAAUCCCGUUCUGCGCACCAGAUUUGUGCAAUUGGCGGGCGGAAGCCUCUACCAGGUCGUUGUCCGAGAAGCUGGGCGCUGGGAAACCUGGUGCGGACGGGAUGAAUACAGUCAAGCACUGGGCUCGAUGGUCCUCGGACAACCAUUGGUAAGGCUUGCCUGGGUUCAAGACGGGAAAACGCAAAAGCUGGUUCUCACCAUGCACCACGCUGUUUAUGAUGCCUGGUCCAUACCCCAACUCUGGUCGCAGGUUGAGAACGCAUACCACAAUCGAACCGCACCGGUAGUCCCGACCCCAUUCGCCUCCUUCGUGCGUUACGUUCGUUCCGGGCAAAAUAUCGAGGCAAGUCGGGAUUUCUGGGUGUCACAAUUCGCUGAUCUAGAGGCGGUGGUGUUCCCCUCCAUGUCCUUGGGCUCGUACGAGCCUUCCGCAACAAAGGAUUUACAGAAAAUGGUUCAGCUGGGUCAAUCUACCAGCCAUGAAUUUACCCAGUCCACUCUCAUCCGGCUCGCGUGGGCCUUCGUUCAAUCGCAAUAUCAGUGUACGUCAGACGUCGUGUUUGGCGUCACCUUAUCUGGGCGACAUGCCCCAAUCCCUGGCAUUGAGGCGAUGACCGGUCCAACCAUAGCAACGAUUCCGUGGCGAGCCAUUGUCCAUUCCAAUCGGCCGAUUAGGGAAUUACUAGAGCAGGUCCAGAGACAGGCAUCUGAAAUCAUCCCUCACGAGCAGAUGGGUAUCCACAACAUUCGAAAGAUGAGCUCAUAUGCGGAGCGUGCCUGUUCCUUUCAAACAUUGCUGGUGGUGCAGACGGGCACCAAUUCAAGCUCUAUGGCAUCUACUAUCCUUGAUGGGGUCGAAUCGACAGUGGGCGCAUGCGACUUCUGCACUCACUCUUUGACUAUAGUCUGCAAUCUGGUGCAGGGUGGAAUCCAGAUCCAGAUGCUAUUUGAUCCAACUAUCAUCUCGGGGUCUCGUGUGGGAAACAUAUUAGGCCAGUUUGCCUACAUCCUCCAAUUACUUCAUGACAGCAACACGAAUUUUGAGAGACGACUGCAGGACUUCCCUCUAAUUAGCCCGCAGGAUAUUUCCGUUUUAAAUCACUGGAAUCGAGAUUUGCCCGCGACUGUGAACCACUGUGCACACGAGCUAUUCCGCAAGAGGUGUUUCGAAGCCCCUAACGCCCCUGCCGUCAGCGCGUGGGAUGGGAAAUGGACCUACAGCGAGCUGGAUGUAACCUCAAGCGCACUGGCCAAAGCUUUGGUCCAGCAAGGCGUUGAGCGGGAGAUGUUCGUUCCUGUAUGUAUGGCGAAAUCUCGCUGGGUUAUAGCAGCAAUGCUCGCAAUUCUCAAGGCCGGUGCCGCAUUUGUCCUGUUGGAUCCAACGCACCCUGUCCAGCGACUCCAAACCAUCUGCGAGAGUAUUGGAGCAGAAGUGGUGGUUACAUCCCAUCAAUAUCUGGGACUCGGAAAGUCUCUCGCCCCUCAAUGCUUUGUUCUCGACGAGCAACAACUGUCAUCCCUGGGAAAUAUUUCGCACGAUGAUUUCCCUGCACUCUCUCCCUCUUCUGCAAUAUACGCUGUAUUUACGUCCGGCUCGACCGGAACCCCAAAAGGGGUUGUCAUUGAGCACCGUUCUUUCUGCUCCGCGGCUUUGGCAUAUCUCCCCCAGUUAGGUAUCGCCCCGGGUGCCAGAGUGCUGCAUUUCGCGUCAUAUGCUUUUGAUGUCAGCAUCAUGGAAACGCUCGCUACUCUUGUUGGAGGAGGCUGCAUCUGUAUACUGUCGGAUUCUCAACGCUUAAACGGGUUCUGUGAGGCCGCAACGUCGUUGGGAGUGACUCAUGCCCUGCUGCCGCCUUCUUUAAUCCGAUCGCUUUCCCCAUCAGAGCUUAGGACUAUCAAGACCCUGGUGCUGGGCGGAGAAAAAAUGGCCGCGGCUGAUAUCGACAACUGGUCCAGAGAAGUUCGUUUGAUAAAUGCAUAUGGGCCUGCGGAGUGUGCGAUCAAUACGCUCCUGCGGGCGAAUAUUACUGCCUCCGUUGAUGCGGCCAACCUUGGUUUCGGUACCGGAGUAGUAUGCUGGGUAACAGAUCCUGAUAAUGUCGAGCAACUCGUGCCCCUUGGAGGGGUGGGUGAAUUGAUACUUGAAGGACCUGCAGUGGGCCGUGGGUAUCUCAAGGACCUCGAGAAGACUGCUGCAGCAUUCAUCGACACCCCAUCAUGGCUGUUGACCUUACGAGGGAACCACCCAGGGAGACUAUACAGAACCGGUGAUCUUGUGCGCUAUGUUGAUGAUGGUUCACUGGUCUAUGUAGGUCGCAAGGACUCCCAGGUGAAGCUGCGCGGACAGCGGAUCGACCUUGGAGAGGUCGAGAGCUAUCUGCGACAUAAUUUCAACGCGCAGGACGUUGCAGCGGAAGUCAUCAUUCCACAAUUCUUACCUAGUGCACCUUUACUUGCGGCAUUCGUAUUAUUCGCGGCGGAUGCCCGGAAAGGUGAUCGGGAAUCUCUCUCUGUGCUUGGUAACCCAAACGCAACCUUUCAUCAGGAGGUCGAGGCUGCAACAACCAAACUCCAUCAGUUGCUCCCAAAAUAUAUGAUUCCGACAAGGUACUUUCCUUUGAACAGGAUGCCUCGGUUACCUUCUGGUAAGAUCGAUCGACGGUGUCUGCAACAGAGCGUGGCUAUCCUUUCCGCGGCUGAAAUGGAGCAAUUCCAGCCCAUGGCCUCCGAGAAGCGAGAUCCCUCAACAAAUGCCGAGCGCAUUCUGCAGCGCAUUUGGGCGGAAGUUCUCAGUCAACCUCUUGAUAAGAUUGGGGUGGAUGAUAGCUUUUUCCAUUUAGGGGGUGACUCCAUCGGGGUCAUGAAAAUGGCUGCAAUGGCACGAGAGCAAGGAGUCCAGAUCAGUGUUGCUGACGUUUUUGCCCAGCCAGAGCUGAACUCUCUCGCGUUUUCUUCUCAAUCUCAGUCAGCUCUGGCAAUAUCCCAGCCGCGACGCUGGGAGCCUUUCUCUCUCUCAGGAGUGAACGAUUUACAUGCGUUUUCGAAACGUCUGUCUGCCCAGGGAAUUGUUUUGGCUGAUCCUGAUGAGAUUGAAGACAUCAUCCCUGUCAGCGAAUCUCAAUCUCUCUUCCUUCGUCGGGAUGUCUUACAUUACUUCAGUUUCGUGCUGGAAGGAUGUCUGGAUAUAUCUCGGCUUCAAGCUGCCCUCCGCGCUGUCACUAACAAGUAUUCUAUCCUGAGGACUUGCUUCAUUCCGCAAGGCCACAGCUACCUUCAGAUAGUUCGGCGAAGCAUACCGCUUCCUUUCACGCAUGUUGUCGGACAUGCAGAUAUCAUGAACACUUGCAGUGACAUCUGGAAAAAGGACUCUGCAACAUGGAAUGUAGUGAGAGAAGUGCCUUUUCAGUUAAUCCUAGUCUCUGAGUCAGCGUCACCCACAAGACAUGCGCUCUUGAUACGGCUUCUGCAUGCUCAGUGGGAUGGUGUUUCCUUACCGUAUUUGUUCCGAGACAUCGAAGAGGCAUAUAAAGGCCACACGAUUCGCCCUGUAUCCAGCUUUGGCGACUUUCUCUACGCCCGUGAGAUAAAGAAAUCAGCAGCUACGUUCAGCUUCUGGCGAGAGUUCCUACACGGUGCAUCCAUGGUCACUCUUCCAUCCAGCCUAAAAUGUCCCAAAACACCUGCAGACGACCCCGCAACCGUGUGGGUUAUGAAAGAACUCCAGUCGCCCAGAUCGCCGCCUCCGGGCAUUACAAUGGCCACUGUUGUCAAAGCCGCGUUCUCUCUCGUGAUGUCAAACCUUAUCAAACAGACUGACUUCGUCUUCGGACAGACAGUCAAUAGCAGGAGCUUCUCCUUAGAUGACAUUGAUAAAAUCCUGGGACCCUGCUUGAAUCUGAUACCUUUCCGCAUCCAACUCGAGGACGGCUGGAAAGUCAAGGAUCUCCUCGACCAUGUCCAGCAACAGCACACUCUGACGAUGGCUCAUGACUACCUGGACUUUGGGGACAUCGUCGACAAGUGUACAGAUUGGUCUCCCGAAACCAAAUUCAGUUGUAUUCUGCAGCACCAGAAUAUUGAGCGAAACCACCACCUUGCGCUUGAUGAGAGCAUACGAUCCGAUUUCAAACUCUUCCCUCGCUUCCGUCCCCUCUCAGAGCUGUGGAUUUUUUCUGUGCCCGAGGCGUCCAGUCUAGCUAUUGAGGUCUGCACGCGCUCCUGUACAUUGAGCCAGGAGAGUGCGACGUUACUUGCUGAAGUCCUCUGCAUGGCGGUAGAACAGCUUUUGCGUUGUCCCAACGGCUCCAUGUGUGACAGCGUCUUGGCCAUUCAGGCCAAGAUGUUGAAUUUCCCUACCUAUUUCUCUACACAGAGGUAG